AUGUCAGCUCUCGAGAUUACACCCGCAGCGGCGGGUCAUGAGCUUGAUGACACAAAGAAGGUUAACAUAGAAGACAUUCAAGAUGUUGAAGUCGGAGAUGUCAGAAAGCCAGAUCUAUACAGCAAGGUCUCGGUCUAUUUGACCAUGGUCUUCUCGGGUCUCGCCUUGGGAUCAGAUGGCUACAAUGCUGCAGUGAUUGGCAACCUCGAACUUCUCUUCGCGACUCUCUAUCCCGAAGCCCUAACAUCAACAAUGCGAUCCCGCCUCUCUAACGCCUUCCUUAUCGGUAUGAUUGUCGGCAUGAUUGGUUUCGGCGUUGUGGUAGACCAACUGGGUCGCAAAACCGGCGCCGUCAUGACAACGCUCAUCCUCCUCCUUGGUAUCGCGUUGAGCGCUGGCGCAAGUGGUUUAACCACAACUGGUCUGAUGUGGAUGCUCGUCAUCGCUCGUGGAAUAGCUGGCGUAGGAGCAGGAGGAGAAUAUCCCGUUUCAGGCGCCGGCGCGAUGGAGGCUUCUGAUGAGGAUGGCCAGUUUCGCAAGUCGAGAGGGUUCAUGUUUGCCAUGGUUGCUGAUCUCUCUGCGGGACUGGGAUAUACUUUCGGUGCGCUUGUUCCGUUGCUCUUAUUGCUUUGUGUGCAUCAACGAACGGAUCGAUAUGAGACUGUUUGGAGAGUUGCUCUUGCACUGGGUGCUGUUCCGCCACUGUCUAUCUUUUGGUUCCGAUUGAGGAUGAGGGUAUCCACGGCGUAUCGAAACUCAGCCUUGCGAAAACAAAGAACGCCGUAUGUUCUGAUCUUCAAGAAGUAUUGGAGACGCAUCAUUGGCGCGGCGCUGAGUUGGUUCCUGUAUAACUGGAUCUCAAUUCCCUUUGGCAUCUUUAGCUCUGUCAUCAUUUCAAGAGUCAAUGCUUCGAACUCGCUUGUCCAGAACCUCGGUUGGGGAGCCCUCAUCAACAGCUUCUACCUGCCUGGUCCUUUCAUCGGCGGAUACCUGUCUGAUAAGAUCGGAAGGAGAAAGACUAUGGCUUUGGGAUACACUCUUCAAGCUGUUCUCGGCUUCGUGCUUGGUGGCGCCAACGAGCAGAUCCAGAAAGUCUUUCCGUUGUUCGUGGUUCUAUAUGGCAUCUUCCUCACUCUAGGUGAAGUCGGCCCUGGAAGUACUGUUGUCAUUGUGGCGACAGAACCAUUCCCAACUUCGGUUCGAGGCCAUGCUCUUGGCUUCAUCUCCGCAUGGUCGAAAGCUGGUGCUGCCAUCGGUACUCAGGUUUUCACUGCUAUCCUCAGCUCAUACACCGAUACCGUCAAGGGCAAUCAAGUUGUCUUCUUAAUUGGCUCAGCAUUCGCAGUUCUGGGCGCACUCAAUGCAUGGUUCGUUGUUCAAGAUGGCGAGAAACAUCUCGAAAAAGAAGAUCAAAUCUGGAAGAAUUAUCUCGAGGAGAAUGGAUGGGAUGCUAGUUGGGGUGACCAUCAAACACAAGAUCCUGUCGGAACCUUGAAGGAUGAACUCAAGCCGACAUCUUGA
Molecule: messenger RNA, 1521 nt
Organism: Fusarium tjaetaba
Lineage: Eukaryota; Fungi; Ascomycota; Sordariomycetes; Hypocreales; Nectriaceae
Product: metabolite transport GIT1
Exons: 4
Coding region: 1-1521 (506 amino acids)
Biological process (GO): transmembrane transport; carboxylic acid transport
Cellular component (GO): plasma membrane
Molecular function (GO): carboxylic acid transmembrane transporter activity
Source: RefSeq, a predicted model, not a curated record